UUCUUGCCUCCGUGUUUGAAACUGUUCGGUGCCCAUUGUGUAAACAAGGACAUGCUGUUUUGGAAGAAGAGAAAAUGGGCCUAGCAUCUCUUCUUAUUUUAAAGUGCUCGUCAUGGAAGUGUAAAUUUGAGAAGCUGUUUUACACAUUUAACAAAGUGGUCAACAGCCAGGCAUCCGAAAUACAAAAGCUCGGACUCCAGCAGCAAUAUAAUAACGACCAUGGCACGUACCAAUACCUUAGACAAAUCAUGGCACUGGCAUUCCUUCCCGAGGAUGAAAUCGAGCCGAUGUUCAAACAUCUGAAAGCUCAGGCAGCAACAGACCAACUAAGGCAAAUUGUAGAGUACGUGUCCCAAACGUGGAUCCACAACCAAACCUGGCCCCCAUCUUCAUGGAGCGUCUGCAUGAUGGCCAGAAGUAACAAUGACAUAGAAGGGUGGCAUCAUGGGCUUCACCACAGUGCCUCAGGAAAGUGGCAUAUGCCAUUCUACAUGCUGCUUGACCUCCUCCAUCAAGAGGCCCGCCUUACAGCAUUAUGCAUUCAUCUAGUUUCCGAGAAAAAACUUAAAAGGAUCCAAAGGGCAAAGUAUCGUUCUCUCCAAGCCAAAGUUUUCGCUCUCUGGGACGAUUUUCAUCACCAAAGAAAAAACGCACAGCAGCUUUUAAGGGAAUGCGCCCGUCUUAAUGGACCGUCCAGACAAUACACUCAGUGCUAA
Pocillopora damicornis (cauliflower coral) is the source of this 716-nucleotide messenger RNA. RefSeq lists its product as uncharacterized. Lineage: Eukaryota; Metazoa; Cnidaria; Anthozoa; Scleractinia; Pocilloporidae. The record is from RefSeq and is a predicted model, not a curated record.